Messenger RNA from Gasterosteus aculeatus aculeatus (three-spined stickleback), 2306 nucleotides. It is a transcript of the gene pex19, whose product is annotated as peroxisomal biogenesis factor 19. Gene Ontology annotation, cellular component: peroxisomal membrane; peroxisome. Gene Ontology annotation, biological process: protein import into peroxisome membrane. Lineage: Eukaryota; Metazoa; Chordata; Actinopteri; Perciformes; Gasterosteidae. The record is from RefSeq and is a predicted model, not a curated record.
ACAUUUUUUCCUCCCCGACAGAAACGUCAGUUGCCGGAGACCUCGCUCGCUCGCUCGGCGCUGCCCGGUGGGUGUUUGCAGAAGGCAACAUCAUGGCGUCGGGAACAGGGGACUCGUCCAGCGGACACGAUGCGGAAUUGGACGAAUUGUUGGACAGUGCGCUGGAUGACUUUGACAAGACACCGGACCCUCCAGCCCCCGAACCUGCCGCCGCCGCCUCAGCCGCCAGCGGUGCAGAGAAGCCCCCUCUGCUUGAAGACAGCAAACUCUUUGAGACUCUCUUUGAGGGGGACAUGGCUACCCAAGCCAGGGAGGAGUGGGAGAAGGCCAUGAGCGAGUUGGCCCACGAGGAGCCCGAGUUACUGCAGCACUUCCAUAAGCUGUCCGAGGCUGCAGGCAAAGUUGGCACCGACACCGCCUCCCAGCAAGAAUUCACUUCCUGUCUUAAAGACACCCUGCGUGGCCUCGCCAAAAAUGCAGAUAACCUGCAGUCCUCGGGGCUUGCCGGGGACGACCUGGUCAAGGCGCUGGAAGGCCUGGGAUUGGAGGAGGGGGGCGAAGGAGGAGGCGGCGGCGAUGACGGGAACAUCCUCCCGGUCAUGCAGUCCAUCAUGCAGAAUCUCCUCUCCAAAGAAGUGCUCUACCCCUCCCUCAAAGAGAUCACCGCCAAGUACCCAGAGUGGUUGGAGGCCAACAAGCCGAGCCUCAGCCCGGAGGACUACCAGCGCUACGAGCAGCAGGCCAACAUCAUGGGAGAAAUCUGCAAGAGCUUUGAGAACGAGGAACAGGGGGCGGAAGAUAAAGAAGGAACGUUCGAGAGCAUCAUGGAGCUGAUGCAGAAGCUUCAAGACCUGGGCCAGCCGCCCAAAGAGCUCGCCGGCGACGCGCCUCCAGGCUUCAACUUUGACAUGGAGUCCCUCAACCUCCCAGGAGGCCCCGGGGCCGGCGAGCAGUGCUCCAUCAUGUGAUGAGGCGGCGGUGCGGCCCAAUCAGAAGCACCGGGGCCGACGGGUCCCUCCGUGUGCGCCGGCGACAAGCAGGGAGGGCGGUGGGGGGUUGUGAGGCGAAGUUCGGGCAGGAGGGCGACCGGAGCGCUCGACACCGAUCUCCCUCAGGGAGACUGUGUGUGGAUGCAGAAUCAUUAGGGGCCGCGCACACACACACACACGCCAAGCACGCCGUCUCCUGUCUAUAAUCAGCGGAACGUUUCUGUAUCGGUCCUUCACGGUUUAGUUUUAACAGCAUUUCUGUAAAAAGAAAAAAACACAGCUGUUCUUCGUGUUUGUUUUUUCACUAAACUGUUUGGCCUCAUGGUGAAAUCUAUCAAACCGCCUCACAGGUAUUAACAGUGCCUUUGCAAAAUGACUAAGUUAUUAUUAUUGACCUGGUUGAAUUGGUUUUGCCGUCAUUCAACUAAGCGCUUAAGAUUAUAGUUUUAGUGGUGUGAAUUCUGCAAUAUCAUCCCAUUGUCACGCCAAGUAAGCAAUAAUUCUUUGGUACUUCAUUAACAACGAGCCUUUGUUCCUGUGCAGGUUGUAACUCAACGAGUUAAUUAAUUAUUAACGUUUAAGGAAACGGGAAGAAAAGUAAUGUACAUUUUGUUAAUUAUUUAAAUGCUAAAAAAAACCUGGAGGAUUGAACACCUCAUGAGACGUUUCCAGCGGGGAUUGUAAUUCAAACAACUGAUUUAAAAAGCCCCUCUAAGAUAAUUACUCCAGUUUGCCUUUGCUGUGGUGAGAGUUUCUGUGCAAAGUGAUUCCCGGUGUUUGUCAUGUGCAGAGUGAUGUUUUGUCUGCUCCCGGCUUGGAAAGACAUUCAGGGGCGUUUACCACUGAGUACUUUUUGUCCUUUACCUUCCAUUGACAGUACAUCGUGUUCUUUCCAGAGGUGUGUCACGCGAGGAGGGGAAACCUUUAUACAGAUGCACUGUUGGGUGAAACAUCGGGGGCCUGAUGACACGCUGGCUUUGCUCGGUGGGUUUGUUUACUCCAGCAGGGCCACUUUUCACCAGCGGACUCAUCGCACCUCGGUGACCGUAGAGAGAGGACGAGAAGUCACACGGCCGUCGACUCAGCAAUUACUGCUCAAUAAAGGAUUCAGUCAGCCGAGUGGUGAAUUUACACUAAACGCGGCUAAACGCGGCUGAGGGGAAGCUGCUGUGGAGGUCCGGGGGGGGGGGGGAUCUAUCCAACACUCAGGGCCGAUGCACACAUGCCCACAGCAAUGUUAAAAAAAAAAAAAAGAUAAGCCUUCUCCUAUUUGACCGUCUUGUUUUGUAAAUAUGAAAUAAAAUGGUAUGCAAACUA